Molecule: messenger RNA, 1338 nt
Organism: Miscanthus lutarioriparius
Lineage: Eukaryota; Viridiplantae; Streptophyta; Magnoliopsida; Poales; Poaceae
Source: the annotation of a GenBank genome assembly
AUGGCACGCCACCCUGCUAUCAGUGCUCGCCCUCUCGCGGCAGCUGUCCUCUUCCUCUGCCUGCUGUCGGCCUGCCGCGCGGCGGCCGGCUCCGGCGGCAAACCCAGCGCCGUGGUGCUGCCGGUGAGCAAGGACGACGCCACGCAGCAGCACGUGACGGGGUUCCGGCAGCGCACGCCGCUGGUGCCGGUGAAGGCCGUGCUGGACCUGGCGGGAGCCACGCUCUGGGUGGACUGCGACGCUGGGUCGUACGCGUCCUCCACCUACAGCCGCGUGCCGUGCGGGUCCAGCCUCUGCCGCCUCCUCUCGCGGUCGGCGGCGGCGGCCUGCGCCACCACCUGCUCGGGCGCCCCGAGCCCGUCCUGCCUCAACGACACCUGCGGCGGGUUCCCUGAGAACACGGUCACGCGGCUCAGCACGGGCGGCAACGUCAUCACCGACGUGCUGACGCUGCCCACCACGUCCCGCCCGGCCCCGGGCCCGCUCGCCACGGCGCCCGCGUUCCUCUUCGCCUGCGGGUCCACGUUCCUGACUCAGGGCCUGGCCGCGGGCGCCGCUGGGAUGGCGUCGCUCAGCCGCGCCCGCUUCGCGCUGCCCACGCAGCUCGCCUCCACGUUCCGCUUCUCCAGGAAGUUCGCGCUCUGCCUGCCGUCGUCCGCGGCCGCGGCGGGCGUCGUCGUCUUCGGCGACGCGCCCUACGCGUUCCAGCCCGGGGUGGUGCUGUCCGACGCGUCGCUCACUUACACCCCGCUCCUCGUCAACCCGGUGAGCACGGCGGGCGUGUCCGCCAGGGGCGACAAGUCGGACGAGUACUUCGUCGGCGUCACGGCCAUCAAGGUAAACGGCCGCGCCGUGCCGCUGAACGCCACGCUGCUGGCCAUCGACAGGAAGGGCGGCGUGGGCGGGACCAAGCUCAGCACGGUGGCGCCCUACACCGUGCUGCAGUCCUCGAUCUACGAGGCCGUCACCGACGCGUUCGCGGCCGAGACGGCCAUGAUCCCGCGGGCGCCGCCCGUGGCGCCGUUCAAGCUGUGCUACGACGGGAGCAAGGUGGGGAGCACGCGCGUGGGCCCGGCCGUGCCCACCAUCGAGCUGGUUCUCGGGAACGAGGCCACGUCGUGGGUGGUGUUCGGGGCGAACUCGAUGGUGGCCACCGAGGACGGGGCGCUGUGCCUCGGCGUGGUGGACGGCGGCAAGGCGCCGCGGACGUCGGUGGUGAUCGGCGGGCACAUGAUGGAGGACAACCUGCUGCAGUUCGACCUGGAGGCGUCGCGGCUCGGGUUCAGCUCCUCGCUGCUGUUCAGGCAGACCACCUGUAACAACUUCCACCUCGGCUAG